AUGUUUAACAAAAAAUUAUUAGUAAUAAAGACAGAAAACUACUCAUAAUAAUAAUUAGAUCAAUUAGCUUAAAAAGGAAUCCAAUCAUCUCAUUUGAGUCUGUUGUAAUUUGUGUAUAAAUAAUUUGAAAUUGAUCAGGCAAUAAAUUAUGAUUGUAAGUGUAAAUUGAUAAUUAUUGAAAGAUAUUUUAUUUCAUAGUGUUAAUGGAGUUUAAUCAUAUAUACAAAGUCUAACUAAAUGUCAAACAAAAAAUUAUUUAGUUGUUGGUAAUAAAACUAAAGAGAAAAUUGAAAAAGAAUUAGGAUUCAAUUCAAUUUAGGUAUUCAACAAUUAGAAUGAAUUAACAACAUAUUUGCUAUCCUUAAAUUAAAAGUUAAAUUUGUUAUACAUUAUUGGAAAUUUAUCAGAAAUAGGGAUUGAACUUUAAAGUAUAAUAAAUUUUAAAAUUAGAAAAACAUUAAAUGACAAUAAUUGAAGGUUAUCAAACCUAAUCAAAUAAUGAGAAGGAUAAGUAAAAUUAUGAUUUUAGAGAAUUUGAUUUCAUAGUAUAUUAUAGCAAUUCAAAUUAUAAUCAAUUUAAGGAUAUGUAAAAAGAAUUAAAAGAUAAUGUACUUCAUAUAUUUAUUGGAUAAAAAUGUAGUUAAGGUCAUAAUGAGAAGAAUUUUAAAAUAUUAAAUACUCCAACAUUUGAUUGCCUAUUAGAAUGUUUAUGA
Paramecium sonneborni is the source of this 713-nucleotide messenger RNA. The record is from the annotation of a GenBank genome assembly. NCBI's taxonomy places the organism in Eukaryota, Ciliophora, Oligohymenophorea, Peniculida, Parameciidae.